AUGAUACAAGAUAAUUAUUUCAGUUCAGAUAACGAAGAGGAAAUAUUUACCCCCGUUAAAUUUCAUUAUGUAUGGAUCAAAAAUUUAUCGCGUUUAGUUUCAAGCCAGAUAAACAAGAAACAUGGAAAAAAAAUUAUAUGUGACAGGUGUCUUCACUAUUUCUAUGAUGAAGACAAAUUAAAUUUACAUUUAAAAGACUGUAUAAACCAUAAUAGUGGCCCUCUUCCAAAACUUCCACAAAACGAUAAAAAGUGGAUUGAAUUUAUAGAUUUUUCAUUUAAAACUAAAGUUCCUUUCACAAUUUAUGCCGACUCUGAAUGCCUUUUAAUACCCACCGAAGAUAACAAAACUAAAAACACUCAAAAAUACCAAACACAUAUACCGUUUAGCGUAGGAUACUAUGUUAAAUGUGAUUACGAUGAUUCGCUCUCGUUUUAUAAAUCGUACACAGGACCGGACUGUAUUGAAUGGUUUGUUAAAGAACUGUUUGAUUUCGCUGAAAAUGUGGAAACGGUUUUCCUUUGCGAUCUGCCAAUGGAUAUGCUUACUCCUGAACAGACGCGAGCUUUUUUAAAUUCUAAAUUAUGUCAUAUAUGUGAAUCUCCUUUUAAUAGCGAUGAUAAAAAAGUUAGAGAUCACUGCCAUCUAACGGGGAGAUAUCGAGGUGCGGCCCAUGAAAAAUGCAAUUUAAAUUUUCAAGAUAAACAUAUAGUUCCUGUUUUAUUCCACAACUUUAGUUCGUACGACGGACAUCUGCUGAUUAAAGCCCUGGCAGAAGUAGAAGGAUCAAUUGAUGUAUUGCCCGUCAAUAAAGAAAAAUAUAUAUCAGUAACUAAACAUGUGCCCGGAAAUUCAGUUCAAUUUAGGUUUUUGGACAGUUUUCGAUUCAUGGCAUCCAGCCUGGAUACUUUAGCUUCUAAUCUUUCGGAAUAUCCCAUUCUAAAAUCCAUAUUUCCCCACUUAAACGAAGAACACUUUAGUUUGCUCACUCGUAAAGGUACUUUCCCAUAUGAUUUCAUGGAUGGGUGGAAUAAACUAAAUGAAACUCAACUACCUCCUAAACCUGCCUUUUACAAUAAAUUAAAUGAUUCAUAUAUCAAUGAUAAAGAUUAUGCGCAUGCUAAAACAGUUUGGAAUAUUUUUAAUUGUCAAAAUAUGCGUGAUUAUUCAGAACUAUAUAUGAAAGUAGAUAUUUUGUUGUUAGCUGACGUUUUUGAGCAGUUUAGAACCACAUCUCAUAAAACUUAUUGUUUGGAUCCAGCUCACACUUAUACUCUUCCCGGAUACGCUUGGCAAUGUAUGUUAUUUCAAAUGAGGAAAUCUGAUAUUAAAAAACUUGAACUCCUUACAGAUUUGGAUAUGGUACUCUUCAUUGAAAAGGGAAUUCGGGGUGGUCUGAGUCAAUGCUCGAAAAGGUACGCUGAAGCAAACAAUAAGUACAUUCCGUCGUACGAUCCCUCUAAAGACGAAACCUAUCUUAUGUAUUUCGAUAUUAAUAAUCAAUACGGGUGGGCUAUGUCACAAUACCUUCCAUAUGGCGGUUUUAAAUGGCUUAUCGAAAAUGAAAUUUCAAACUUAAAUAUUCAGAAUAUUAGCAAUAAGUCAAAUAAGGGAUAUAUAUUAGAAGUCGACCUGUAUAUUCCAUCCGAGGUGCAUGAUUUCUUUUCUGAUCUACCCCCUUGUCCUGAACAUGAUAUACCUAAAGGCUCUAAAAAUUCCAAAUUAUUAGCCACGUUAUAUGAUAAAAAAGAAUAUGUUGUUCGCUAUAAAAAUUUACAACAAGCAUUAGCUUUAGGUGUUAGAGUAAGAAAAAUUCAUCGUGUUUUAGAAUUUAAUCAAUUUCCCUGGUUAAAAUCCUAUAUUGAUUUAAACACUCGGCUCAGGCAAGCUUCAAAAAAUGAUUUUGAAAAGAAUUUGUUUAAAUUGAUGAACAACGCGGUUUUCGGUAAAACCAUGGAAAAUAUCCGGAAACAUUCUUCUGUUAAACUUAUAACAAUGUGGGAAGGUCGAUACGGGGCGGAAUCGUUAAUUUCGCGGCCUGAAUUUAAAAGCAGCACCAUAAUUAAUGAAAACCUUAUAAUAAUUGAAUUAUCUAAAUCUGAAAUAUAUUUUAAUAAGCCAAUUUAUGUGGGAAUGUGUAUUUUGGAUUUGGCAAAAACCACAAUUUAUGAUUUCCAUUAUAAUUAUAUGAAAAAAACUUUUUCCGAUUGUACCGCUCUUUAUACUGAUACCGAUUCGCUGAUUUAUGAAAUUAAAAAUCAAGACGUCUAUGAUGUAAUGAAACGAGAUUGUUCGCUGUACUUUGACACCAGCGACUACUCUCCAGAUAAUAUUUAUAGUAUUCCUCUAAUAAAUAAAAAAAUUCUCGGUAUGAUGAAGCAUGAAAAUAACGGACGUAUUAUGACCCAUUUUGUUGGCCUUCGAUCUAAAAUGUAUGCAACGAAAUUAUAUUAUACACCUAUGGAGCUAGAACAGAAAGAAAUCGCAUUUGAAAAAAAGGGGGAAGAACAACAAGAAAUUGAAAAUUAUCUGAAAAACAUUGGUUUAACAAAAAAGAUUAAGGGGGUUAAAAAAUCUGUUAUUAAAAAUUGUAUUACAUUUGAUGAUUACGUUGACUGUUUGAAGAGUUGUAAUGAAAAAAUAAUUUUGCAAACGUUAAUACGAUCUAGUAAGCAUAAUAUUUAUACCAUAAAGCAGUCGAAAAUUGGGUUAAGUCCCCAUGACGAUAAGAGACAUCUAAUUAAGGGCUCUGUUCAGACUUUGCCGCAUGGACAUUGCUCCAUAAUGGAUACUUAG
Messenger RNA from Sitophilus oryzae (rice weevil), 2796 nucleotides. RefSeq lists its product as uncharacterized. The transcript has a single exon. Lineage: Eukaryota; Metazoa; Arthropoda; Insecta; Coleoptera; Curculionidae. The record is from RefSeq and is a predicted model, not a curated record. The coding region runs from base 1 to 2796 and encodes 931 amino acids.